AAUAAUAAUAAUAAUAAUAAUAAAGUGUCCUAUUUAUGGUAACAGUACAUAUAAAUCCCACAACGUAUGCGCGCUAGGUUACAUUCAGUUGAAGCAACGCUACCAGUCCUCCGUCGUCACUAGUUUGAAUGACAGCGAGGUUUGUGUACUGCUCAGUGACCCGGAUGAAGUUCGAACAUGAAUAACAAAUCGGGUGCACGGAAAGUUCGGAAUGUGGAUAUCAACCCGUGCAUUGAGGAGAGCGAUGGUUCCCAAAAAUGUUUGGACGCAUAUAACUAUGAUAAGAGCAUGUGUUCUGCAUACUUCAUGAGGUAUACAAACUGCAGGAAGUACUGGCAUGCCGUGAUGCUGCAGCGUCGGCGUGACGGAGUGAAGCCGGAUAUGCCGACCGCUGAGGAGCGAGAGCAGGUCAUCACAGGUCUCGGAGGGAAGCCGUACUGAUGACAGUGUUCAGGGCAACUCCUCACGGAUGCACAUUAUGAAUGCAUCCGUCUGGCUUUAAGGAUUUAUUGAACUGCAGUGGAGUUCUGUGACUGUAACCACUAAUGCUGUGCAUGUAUAAUAUCACUGAUGACGGGCUGUUAAAGCCUUAUUAAAGACAAAUGCACAAGUACUAUUUUGAAAUGAACAUAUAGUGUGUUUGAAUGAUAUGCAUCUGACAGUCCUGUUAUAGCAAUAGUGUCUAACAUAGUGUCUGUAAAUAUCGUAAAUGCCUGAAUAACAUAAAGUCCCUGAAACAAACAUUGAAUGUUCAGCGCUCGUGCCUUGGACUCAGAGGGCUCCCGGCAUUACUCAAAAAUGAUGACAUUUCUGUAUAAUCGUGCAUAAAUAUCAAAAUAGGAUUAUGAAAUUGUAGAAGGGAGGAGAAAAUGGUUCUUGCGUCUCUUGUUGAAGUCGUUGGUCAUUUUGAUGCAAAUUUGUCACUUUGUAGAAGCAAGUCUCCAAAAGCUUUGUGUCCUAUGCAGUUCAUAAUAUUAAUACAUUUUAAGGUUUGAUUUAAAGAACAUUUUUGUUUACUUUUGUUUGAUAAACAAUUCAUUUUGGUGCUGUGUUGGGUC
Messenger RNA from Xyrauchen texanus (razorback sucker), 1058 nucleotides. RefSeq names its product coiled-coil-helix-coiled-coil-helix domain-containing protein 7-like. Lineage: Eukaryota; Metazoa; Chordata; Actinopteri; Cypriniformes; Catostomidae. The record is from RefSeq and is a predicted model, not a curated record. The transcript is spliced from 4 exons. The coding region runs from base 178 to 441 and encodes 87 amino acids.